Camponotus floridanus (Florida carpenter ant) is the source of this 3819-nucleotide messenger RNA. It is a transcript of the gene Oseg1, whose product is annotated as intraflagellar transport protein 122 homolog. The record is from RefSeq and is a predicted model, not a curated record. Gene Ontology annotation, biological process: intraciliary retrograde transport; non-motile cilium assembly; protein localization to cilium. Gene Ontology annotation, molecular function: protein binding. Lineage: Eukaryota; Metazoa; Arthropoda; Insecta; Hymenoptera; Formicidae. Gene Ontology annotation, cellular component: intraciliary transport particle A; non-motile cilium. Bases 171 to 3680 code for a protein of 1169 amino acids. The transcript has 16 exons.
UAUCAUGAUCAUUACGGUUAUAUUUCCUGGGAAGGAAUUUCUCACACCUUUCAUAUGUCGUUUCCGUGGUAACCGUAUGAAUGCUAAACAGAUCCUCGUAUGUCAUAUGAGGUAACAAUGUUGUAAUAUUAAUUCAAUAAUAUUAAACAAUCAUUAUUAAAUGUGACACAAUGAGAGCACAUCCAACAUGGGUCGACAAGGUGCAAGAAAAGGCAGAUCAAUGUAUAUAUGACCUCUGUUUUAAUCCGGAUGGUACACAAUUAGUUGUUGCAUCUGGCCAUCAGGUGCUUGUAUAUGAGACCAAUGAUGGUGCUUUGAUUCAACCGUUGAAAGGUCACAAGGAUACAGUAUAUUGUGUAUGUUAUGCGAAAGAUGGUAAGAAAUUUGCCUCAGGAAGUGCAGAUAAAAGUGUUAUUAUUUGGACUUCCAAGUUAGAAGGAAUAUUAAAAUAUUCACAUAAUGAAGCUGUACAGGCAAUGCAUUUUAAUCCUGUCUCGCAUCAGCUCCUCAGCUGUUCACUCUCGGACAUUGCCUUUUGGUCUGCAGAACAAAAAGCUGUACAGAAACAUAAGUCUGGAGGAAGAGUCAAUUGCUGUGCAUGGACAACUGAUGGACAAUAUUUUGCCCUUGGUCUUGCAACUGGAUAUGUAUCCAUAAGAAAUAAGAAUGCUGAGGAAAGAAUACGUAUUGAACGCCAACUUGGAGUACCAAUCUGGAGCCUAUCAUGGAAUCCUAUACAAGAUGAUACUAUGGAUGUUCUUUGCAUUGCUGAUUGGAAUGGAGUUAUCUCAUUUUACAAUAUUGGAGGAGAAGUUGUCAAAAGAGAGAGAUCACUCAGUUUUAUACCAUUGAAAGUCGUUCACUUUCCAGAAGGACAAUAUCUUCUCAUUUGUGGUAGCAAUAAGCAGUGUCUUUUAAUGACACAUGAUGGAAUACAAUUAGUUAAUGUAGGUGGUACUUUUUCAUCAUGGGUAUGGAGCUGUGCUGUUCAUCCAACUGGGUCGCAUGUUGUGCUUGGUUCUCAAGACGGAACGAUAACGUAUUUACAACUAACUUGGAACAUUGUACAUGGUCUGUAUGGAGACAGAUAUGCAUAUAGAGAAAACAUGACUGAUGUGAUAAUACAACAUUUAAUAACGAAUCAAAAGGUUCGAAUUAAAUGUAAAGAUCUAAUAUGCCGAAUCGCAGUGUAUCGAAACAGAUUAGCUGUGCAAUUGCCCGAGCGUGUAAUCAUUUACGAGCCGUCCGGCACCAGUGAGGGAAUGCAUUAUAGAAUACGGGAAAAACUUAAUCAGAUAUUGAACUGCAAUUUGUUAGUUGUUACAUCAAAUCAUCUAAUUUUAUGCUUGGAAAAACGGCUACAAAGUCUCUCAUUCAACGGGAUAAUAGAACGAGAAUGGAUACUCGAUGGACUCAUCACUUACAUCAAAGUAGCGGGUGGUCCCGCUGGACAGGAGUGUCUAAUAGCAGGUUUAAAGAGUGGACAUGUAGUAAAAAUAUAUCUCGACAAUCCGUUUCCCGCGCAUAUUACAAAAAUUGAGGAUGUUGUGAGAUGUCUGGAUAUCAGUUCCUUGAAGGAAAAGAUGGCGGUGGUCAGCGAGGCCGGUAUUUUGUCCAUAUUCGAUUUAUGUACUGGCGAAAAAUUGCAGGAAUUUCAAAAUGUCAACAGUGUAGCAUACAACACCGCUUUCGAGGAUAUUAUGUGCUUUGCGGGCAAUAACUAUCUUGCGAUAAAAGUCGCCAACUUUUCCGAAUACAGACAAAAGUUUUCCGGUUUCGUCGUAGGUCAUAACGGCUCUAAACUGUAUUGCCUGAACGGUUCAUCCAUCAUUACGUUAGAGGUACCAUUAUCACUAUUCAUGUAUCAAUAUCUGGAUAUUGGAUUGUACAAUCACGCUUAUGACAUAGCGUGUUUAGGCGUAGCCGAAUCGGAUUGGCUCGCUUUGGGAAUAACGUGUCUGGAUAAUUUGGAAUUAAAUAUCGCGUACUCAGCGUUUGCACGAGUGAAGAAACUGCGCUACAUAGAGAUCGUAUCUGAAGUCGAGGAGAAAUUAAAAUCAGGAGAAUGGGGACGAGAGGCCUGUAUGGCUACCGCUGCGGCCGCCAUGGGUAGACUUCGCGACGCGGCAAAGCUCUAUCAAAAAGCUGGUUUGCAACAAUACGCUCUGGAUAUGUACUCCGACUUGCGAAUGUUCGAUAUUGCUCAAGAAUUUAUAGCUUCUGGUAAUACACAGGAUCGUACAGUAUUGUUGCGACGACGAGCAGAAUGGGCCAAGAGUUUGGGCGAACCACGUGCCGCAGCCGAGAUGUUCCUUUCUGCGGGAGAUAUCGAUCGCGCCAUCAGUAUUAUUGCCGAAUACGGUUGGAUUGACAUGUUGAUCAAAGUAGGCAGGCAAUUGGAUAAGGCGGACAGAGAUAACUUGUCUAUGAUUGCCAAGAAACUUAAACAGUUAGGCGCUUCACAUGGUGCAGCAGAGAUUUUUAGUAGACUCGGGGAUGAUCCUGACGUUGCCGAUGUACUCGUAGACGCACAGGCGUGGCCUGAGGCCUUCGAACUUGCGGAAAGGAAUCCAAAAUUGAAGUCACGAGUAUACGGACCGUAUGCACGAUGGUUGGCGGAAACUGGACGAUUUUCCGAGGCUCAAGAAGCAUUCCAAAUGGCGGGGCAACCUGAGGAAUCCAUAAUCGUACUUACGAUGCUAGCUAAUAAUGCUAUAAUAGAAAGAAGAUAUCGCGAUGCCUCUUAUUUUUAUUGGCUUCUAUCGCAAUUGAGUUUAAAUUUAUCAAAGAGUACGGAAGAGAUAAAAAUGAUGUUCCUUAAAUAUUCUGACAAAGCGGAUAUUUAUUAUGCAUAUCACGAAGUACAUAAAUAUUUGGAAGAACCUUUCACAUCUCUGAUGCCAGAAGCAUUAUUUAAUAUCUCGAGGUAUCUGCUUAUGAAGACACAAAAUAUGCGUCUAGAAGGUGUCUCAAAAGUAACGAUAAUGUACAGUCUUGUAAAACAAGCACGAAUAUUAGGUGCUAAUAAGCUGGUCAUGCAAUUGUUGGAUCAAUUACGCUCGAUGAAAAUUUCUGCGACUUUUCUGGCACAAGUGGAAACAUCCACUCUAGCUGCUAGAUCUUAUCCGUAUCGUGACCCAGAAGAGUUAUUGCCUCUAUGUUACAAAUGCUCUACAUUCAAUCCGUUAUUACCGACGAGUAAUAUCUCUGGUAGUAAUUGUACACAAUGUGGACUGAAAUUUCAAUAUUCUUUCGUUAUGUUUGAAAUCUUGCCAUUAGUUGAAUUUGAAUUAGAGGAUGACAUCACAGAUGAAGAAGCAGAGAAAUUAAUAGAAGAACCAUUACCAUCCUCUGAGCUCACAGUUUCUGAUCAAUUUACUGUAACUUCCAAUGAGGCUGAUCUUUUCACCGCGCGUUUAAUAAGAUAUGAGGAAAAAUCCAAUAAUUCUACAAUAAUUGUGGGAAGGGGAAUAUUGAAGAGUAUGGAUCCGUCCACUGUAAUAAUUAUUAAAUGGCCUAAGCCCUUUAAGACUAGAUAUUUUAGAAAUCUUUUACCUGAUCUCCAGAUUAGCUUAUGUAAAUGCUGUUUAAAGUUGUUUCAUUCGGAUGAUUAUGAAUUAGCAUUACUACGACAUGGACACUGUCCGUUUUGCCGAACACCGAAUGUGACUAUAGGUUGAAAUAAUGUGAAAUUAAAAAUUUAUUGUGUGUAGAGAUUACAUAAUAUACUUAUAUAUCAAAUUGUUACGAAAUAUUUUGUAUCUAUUUAAAUCUAUUAUGAUUGUACAGCAUUAUUAUGAGACAAUGUACACAUAUAUA